CUCACGGUGUUGCUGGUCACUUGAUAAGUAUGGGCAGGCCGUCGUGGCGCCCCAAGGCUGUUUUCACUUCUGUCGAGUUUGCAUUUCCUGAUAACUCAAUCCAUCUCUUCCUUUUCCCGUCUUUUGUGUUGUUUCCUAGUUUGGGUUGCUGAUAUCCAGAGAGCAUGCGCUACUCGCAACAAUGAUUUGUUCUACCUCAUCCAUCUCCACGAUACUCUUGUACCUAGCGGUACAGGCGCGACAAGUACGAGCCGACCCAAAUGCGCCGUGUUACUUUCCAGGCGGCGAGUUCGCACCAGGCUACUUUGCUUGCCAGGCCUUCAACGCUCCCGUCUCUUCGUGCUGUCCGGCAGGGUGGACAUGUUUCAGCAAUGCACUCUGCAUCGCGACGACAGAAAGCAACUCAUUUCCCAACUUGACUCUAGGCGCGGUGCAACGAGGAGCUUGUACGAAUCCUCAAUGGAAUAACAAUAUCUGUGGGAGUGCUUGUCUCGAUAGCGAAAACCGCAAAGGCGGGUUGGCAGCUUGUGGAAACGACCGAUUCUGCUGCGCGGGAGACUUCAACGAAGGGAAAUGCGACUGUUCCUCGAACAAUAAGGAUAGCGGUGCAUUCACCAUCAGCGCCGGCCUGGCGCAAACCAUCAUCCAAGUGUCUGACACGACCUUCACCGGAAGUCCAUCGCUGAACAUUGCGUCCACGAGGGCUAGCACCGUAAAGGCGUCAGCCACAGGAACAGGAACUAUAACCACCCAGACCGCAUCAACCUCCGGCUCUGUGACCUCAUCCCCGAAAUCAACCAGCGGCCAAACCUCCUCAUCAGCGCCGACCACAACGCCAGCAGCUCCACCCGUUGCAAGUUCCAAGGGAGACGACGACAGCGACUCCGGCUCUAGUAGCAGCAGCAACGGUCUCAAGAUUGGGUUGGGUGUUGGUAUCCCGAUCGCUGUCUUAGCUGUUGCGGGAGCGUUGGCUUAUUUCCUCUGGUGGAAGCCGAGGCAGAUUGAGCGGUCCCGUCGCAUUUCGCAGCAUGAUCAUUACUUCCAGUCGACGGACCUGGCGGAGAAUGAUCCCCAUGGGCCUGCUAAGUAUGAGCCGUAUAGGCAGGCGGCUACGUGAUGAUGGUUGGGUGAGGGUUGUGUGCUGUGCGGUUUCGAAACCAGGGGAGAAUGGACGUCUGCUUUUUGAGGGUAGUGAUUAUUAGGAGGAGAGUCGUAAUGCGAAUAUACUCUUUAUUUUUGCUAGGACUUGAUUCGGUCAUCGUGCAAUGUAGUUCCUGAAGAUAUGUCAACGCACAUUAUUUGGUAUUUU
Molecule: messenger RNA, 1309 nt
Organism: Neurospora tetraspora
Lineage: Eukaryota; Fungi; Ascomycota; Sordariomycetes; Sordariales; Sordariaceae
Exons: 2
Coding region: 182-1117 (311 amino acids)
Source: RefSeq, a predicted model, not a curated record